This is a messenger RNA of Anoplopoma fimbria (sablefish), 1173 nucleotides long. RefSeq names its product transmembrane protein 276a (gene tmem276a). Gene Ontology annotation, cellular component: membrane. The coding region runs from base 263 to 1156 and encodes 297 amino acids. The record is from RefSeq and is a predicted model, not a curated record. The transcript has 4 exons. NCBI's taxonomy places the organism in Eukaryota, Metazoa, Chordata, Actinopteri, Perciformes, Anoplopomatidae.
UCAGAGGCAGCGAGGAGGCAGCCAAAAUAUCUCGCCGAGGCCCGAAUUUAUUUAUUCUGCGCCUCGGAAUUUGGCUCAAUUCGUCGGUGGUUGGACACAUUUAAGAUAUGAGCGCUUCGGGGAUUUUACGUGCUUUUCAGAUUUCCAUGUAUUGCUGAAUUUCCUUCCCACCUCAAACACUGACAGCAGCAGCAGCAGCCAGCAGCGGAGUCCCGGUGUCCCGUGGAAUUCUCACGGUACCGAGGCGAGAUACGCAUGGAACAUGGCUGCGAUGAGGACUUUAACCGUGGCGGGUCUGUUUUUGGCGUUUUGCGCGUUGGGACUGAUAGCAGUGGCCAUCAGCACUGACAACUGGUACGAGACCGACGCGAGGAGGCACCGGGAACGCUGCAAGAAUUAUUCAAACAAAAGAAACGACCCCGGCUACAUCUACAUCUCCAACAACAACCUUCCACUUCGCAUGUUGCCAAAGGAGAGAAAUGUGGAGAGGAGGAGCGGCGACAUGCUGCUGCGGGCUAAGCGGCACUUCUUGCCUCCUGCCCCGGCCAUGGAGUCCCUCUGCAGUCGGCAAUUCAACUCCACCAUCACCGGACUGUGGAAAAAGUGCCACCGAGGGGGAUUUGACUUGGAGAUAGAGGAUCUGAUAUUUAAAGGAUUGGUUCCGCGCUGCACACCAAUAAAAUACUACUACUCAUCAUCAGCGUUGCCCAGAAACCUGCCAAUCAAUCUGACGAAGACAAUAAGGCAGGAUGAGUGGCACGCGCUCCACCUCCAGAGGAUGACUGCAAGUUUCGUAGGCAUGGCCAUAUCCAUCAUCCUGUUCGGCUGGAUCAUAGGCGUGCUGGGCUGCUGCAAGGAGCAUGAUCUGAUGCAGUAUGUGGCUGGACUUCUCUUCCUCAUGGGAGGGACAUGCUGCAUUAUCUCCCUCUGCACAUGUGUGGCCGGGAUCAACUUUGAACUGUCACGCUAUCCUCGCUACAUGUUUGGAAUACCAGAGGACAUCAGCCACGGUUACGGAUGGUCCAUGUUUUGUGCUUGGGGUGGACUGGGCCUGACCCUGCUGGCUGGCUUCCUGUGUACACUCGCUCCCUCCCUCUACCCUCCACACACCCCCGUGGUGCACAAGGCCACCAGGCAGGAGAACGGCUGUGUGUGACAGGCCGCCGCACAUUU